This is a messenger RNA of Pteronotus mesoamericanus, 2696 nucleotides long. It is a transcript of the gene SLC2A3, whose product is annotated as solute carrier family 2 member 3. Gene Ontology annotation, biological process: dehydroascorbic acid transport. Gene Ontology annotation, molecular function: D-glucose transmembrane transporter activity. The record is from RefSeq and is a predicted model, not a curated record. Lineage: Eukaryota; Metazoa; Chordata; Mammalia; Chiroptera; Mormoopidae. Bases 228 to 1718 code for a protein of 496 amino acids. The transcript has 10 exons. Gene Ontology annotation, cellular component: plasma membrane.
GAGCUAGAGGCUAGGCUCCCAUCCUGGCUCCACCCUUUGCAGGGAUUUAUAAAUAGGUGCCCGAUGUGCUCUUAGACAUUGGGAGUGAGAGUCGGGGUUAGAUGUAGAGCAUUAUUGAGGACCUGAAGAGAGAAGGACAUUUUGAAGGUUUUGUUGGCUGAAGAGGUGUCUUUGGAAUCCCACUUCUAGAUCUUUCUUGAAGAUUUGAAAAUAAUUAAACUAGGGCCAUGGGGACACAGAAGGUCACCGCACCUCUGAUCUUUGCCAUCACCGUUGCUACAAUAGGCUCUUUCCAGUUCGGCUACAACACUGGAGUCAUCAAUGCUCCUGAAACAAUCAUAAAGGACUUUAUCAAUUACACUUUGGAAGAGUACUCAGAAAACCUUCCCAGUGAGGUGUUACUUACAUCUCUCUGGUCCUUGUCUGUGGCCAUCUUCUCCGUUGGUGGUAUGAUUGGAUCCUUUUCCGUUGGACUCUUUGUCAACCGCUUUGGCAGGCGCAAUUCAAUGCUUAUUGUCAAUCUAUUGGCAAUCAUUGGUGGCUGCCUCAUGGGAUUCUGCAAAAUAGCAGAGUCAGUUGCAAUGCUGAUCCUGGGCCGGCUGGUUAUUGGCCUCUUCUGCGGACUCUGCACAGGUUUUGUGCCCAUGUACAUUGGAGAGAUAUCGCCCACGGCUCUGCGGGGGGCCUUCGGCACUCUUAACCAGCUGGGCAUCGUCAUCGGGAUUCUGGUGGCCCAGAUCUUUGGUCUGAAAGUCAUCUUGGGGACUGAAGAUCUUUGGCCUGUGCUGUUGGGCUUCACCAUCCUCCCAGCUCUCCUGCAAAGUGCAGCCCUUCCAUUCUGCCCAGAAAGUCCUAGGUUCUUGCUCAUCAACAAAAAGGAAGAGGAUAGUGCUAGGAAGAUCCUCCAGCAAUUGUGGGGCACCCAGGAUGUGACUCAGGACAUUCAGGAGAUGAAAGAUGAGAGUGCUAGGAUGGCACAAGAAAAGCAAGUCACUGUGCUGGAACUCUUCAGAGUACGGAGCUACCAACAACCCAUCUUGAUUUCCAUCAUGCUCCAGCUCUCUCAGCAGCUCUCUGGAAUCAACGCUGUGUUCUAUUACUCAACAGGAAUCUUCAAAGAUGCGGGUGUUGAGGAGCCAAUCUAUGCCACCAUUGGAGCCGGUGUGGUUAAUACCAUCUUCACCGUAGUGUCUCUGUUUCUGGUGGAAAGGGCAGGAAGAAGAACUCUACAUAUGAUUGGCCUUGGAGGGAUGGCUUUUUGUUCCAUCCUCAUGACUAUUUCCUUGUUAUUAAAGGAUGAGUACAGCUGGAUGAGCUUUAUCUGCAUUGGGGCUAUCUUGGUCUUCGUGGCCUUCUUUGAAAUUGGCCCAGGCCCCAUUCCCUGGUUUAUCGUGGCUGAACUCUUCAGCCAGGGACCCCGCCCCGCUGCAAUGGCAGUGGCUGGUUGUUCCAACUGGACCUCCAACUUUUUGGUUGGACUCCUCUUCCCUUCAGCUGCUUACUAUCUAGGAGCCUACGUUUUUAUUGUCUUCACCGGCUUCCUCGUGAUCUUCUUGGUCUUCACCUUCUUCAAAGUCCCUGAGACACGUGGCAGGACUUUUGAGGAAAUUACACGAGGCUUUGAAGGGCAGGCGCAGGGGGCUAACAGAGCUGAGAAAGGCCCCAUUGUGGAGAUGAACAGCAUGCAGCCCGAUAAGGAGGCCACCACCAAUGUCUAAGCUCUGCUUCCUUCCCACCUCCCUCCCAACAUGAAAAAGCAACCUCUCCCCAAACGGGGGAGAGACCUCAUCAGGUUGUAACCCAGGACUGUUUCUGAAUGCUGCUACUUGAGUCUUUUGUCAGCCCACACUCCAUGAGCACUCAGAGGAAACCAGUGUAAGGGUUAGUUGUAUCUUCAAUGGCUUUCUAAACAUUUCAUUUCUUGGACAUUCUCUUCUGUUUCGGAGAGACCGAGUGAACCUACCUUCAUUUCAGGAGGGACUGGCUACUUGGCAUUUGACAACUUUGCCAGCUCUUUCUCCCUUACGUUCUAAUAUUGCUUCAUGCAGGCAUGUAGGGAAAAAGAGUUCCUCCAACCUCAGACUCACCAGGAGACAGAUGCACAUGAGAGUGUGGAAGGCAGAGGGUUUACAUAAGCGCACCUGCCUCACUUCCAUACAGUGCUGCAGAGCAAACUAAUUUGAGUUUUAUUUAUUUUAUCUUCUGGUUUUCUUGCAUAAAUAUUUAUUUUUUUAAGUGUAAUUUUACCAAAUAAUGAAAACAUAAGGAAAUAGAGGUUAGAGGGAGGUGUUUAAAGAGUUUGCGGGGUGGAGGAUUUGAUACUGGAGAGGUUAUAGUUUAAUAAGAGAAGAAUUUAGGCAGAAAUCUGAUGUGUUAUUGGAGGGUAUCUGAUGUGGUGUGUGAGGUUUGCACGUUGCCUCUUAACAAUUUCUGUCCUUCAGAUGGAAAGUCUCAAGUUCAAUUUCUCAGAAAGACAUGUGCCUGUAUAAAGAAGCUACUGGUUCCUUUUGAACUUUAUUCUUUGUUUAAGAUUAUACAUAGUAUUACUUGAAAUCUAGCAUUAUUACUAAGAUGGGCAUUGUAGUUAAUGGUGGUUGAUGGGUUCUGAUUUUGGAUGGAGUCCCGAGAAGGGAGGGUUGUUUGUAGAAAUCAAUCCUCCUCUCCCCUCACUGGAGCAAACAACUUUCUCCCUCUUA